CAUGGCGUCUACUGUCGAAGCUGAUUUUCCCAUUGAAGGAAUCCUUCCCAAGAAAGAGACUGGGGCUGCAGCUUUCUUAACGAAAUACCCAGAUUACGAUGGAAAGGGUGUUCUAAUUGCGAUUCUCGAUACAGGAGUCGAUCCUGGUGCUCCGGGAUUACAAGUUACGACAAAUGGCAGUCCAAAGAUUGUAGAUGUAAUUGAUGCCACUGGUUCUGGCGACGUAGACACUUCCAAAGUGGUAGAGCCAGAAGAUGGGGAAAUAACUGGUGUCACAGGACGAAAGUUAAAGAUCCCAUCUUCCUGGACAAACCCUUCAGGAAAGUAUCACAUCGGAGCCAAGAAUCUCUUUGAUCUGUACCCGAAACGCCUGCAAGACCGAGUGGUGAAGGAGCGUAGGGAACAGUCAUGGGAUCCUCCUCAUCGGGCUGCUCUGGCAGAGGCUUCUCGCAAACUUGAAGAAUUUGAUGCUAAAAACUCAAGUCCUAGUCAGGAAGAAAAACUUGUGAAGGAAGACCUGCAGGCCAGAGUGGACCUCUUGACAAGCUUAGACAAAAAAUACCAUGACUGUGGACCAGUGUUUGACUGUGUUGUAUUUCACGAUGGCAAUACCUGGAGAGCCUGUGUUGAUACAACAGAGAAGGGUGAUCUUGGUGAUUGUAAACUUUUAGCCAACUUUGCUGAAGAGAGACAGUAUGGGACAAUCAGUCGCCAAGAUAUGCUGAAUUAUACUGUCAACAUUCAUAAUGAUGGUGAUGUUUUAGAAAUGGUAACAAAUGCAGGAUCUCAUGCGACCCAUGUGGCAUGUAUAGCAGCGGGCUAUUUCCCUGACCAACCAGAACGGAAUGGAGUAGCUCCAGGAGCCCAGGUCAUCUCUAUCAAGAUUGGAGACACACGUCUUGGUUCCAUGGAAACAGGGACAGCCUUAGUUAGAGCUAUGAUCAAAGUAAUUGAGCACAAGUGUGACCUGGUGAACUACAGUUAUGGAGAGGCUUCUCACUGGGCAAAUUCAGGACGAGUGGUGGAUAUUCUCAGUGAAGCGGUCAACAAACAUGGCGUAAUAUUUGUGUCCAGUGCUGGCAACAAUGGACCUGCUCUGUCAACAGUAGGCACCCCAGGGGGGACAACUGAUGCUCUUAUUGGGGUUGGAGCACAAGUUUCUCCAACUAUGAUGGCUGCUGAAUAUUCUCUGAGAGAAAAGCUCCCCAGCAUGCAGUAUACAUGGUCAUCUAGGGGACCCACACAUGACGGAGAUCUGGGUGUGUGUAUCAGUGCCCCCGGUGGUGCUAUAGCAUCUGUGCCUAGCUGGACACUACGUGGAUCACAGCUCAUGAAUGGAACUAGUAUGAGCUCGCCAAAUGCCUGUGGAUGUAUAGGUCUGGUUUUAUCUGGACUGAAGGCCAACCAUAUAGACUACACACCAUUUAGUGUCAAGCGAGCCUUGCAGAAUACCGCACAGAAGGUGGACAAUAUUGAAGUGUUUGCUCUGGGUUAUGGCCUCGUUCAUGUUGAGAAAGCCUAUGACUAUCUGUGUACAUACCCUAAAAGUGCAGAAUCUAAGAUCAACUUUAGCAUCAGCUGUACAGAUGGCAAGCGUGGAAUCUACCUCAGGGAACCUCAUCACUUCAAAAAACCAUACGUUGUCAAUGUCACAGUUGAACCCAACUUCUUUGAAGACAAAUCAGAACAAGAAGAGAAGAUUGCACUAAGUCUACAGCUGGCUCUGACAUGUGAUGCAGCCUGGGUGCAGCAUCCCAAACAUCUGGAGUUGAUGAAUGUGGCACGAACAAUCAGUGUCAAGGUUGACCACAGUGGACUCACUGAAGAUGCCCAUUACACUGAAAUAUGUGCAUUUGAUGUGAGUUGUGUGGAGAAGGGCCCAGUGUUCAGGAUACCAAUCACUGUUAUCAAACCAGCAAAGGUUUCUGAUGAGACUACGUAUGAGAUGUGCUUCAAUGACGUACAGUUUAAACCAGGUCACAUUCACAGACAUUUCAUCCAUGUACCACAGGGGGCUACUGUUGCAGUUUUGAAUGUGAAGUCAUUGGACAAAGACAAAAAUUGCAGAAUGCUAUUGCAUGGCAUGCAAGUUGUUCAACAGUAUCAAUACAAGAAAUUUGAAUUUGAGAAAUUUGUUACAAUAUCCAGUCAAGGGCAGACAACUCAAGCAUUUCAAGUUGUUGAUAACAGCACAUUAGAAAUGUGUAUAGCUAAAUGGUGGGCUAACCUCGGGGACGUGACUCUUAAUUACAAAAUAACAUUCCACGGAGUCACUUUGGACAACGCAAGACCUACUAUGCAAGGUGCUGAAGGUAUUACGAGGUUCAAUGUUCGUGCCUUGCUGAAAAAUGAGGACAUAUCUCCUUCCAUCACUCUCAAGUCUCUGGUACAACCCAUCAGACCUACAGAACACAAGAUGAAAUGCCUGUUUGGGCCCAGAGAUACCCUGCCAGGAGACAGACAGAUAUAUGGUAUCGAGCUCACAUACAACUUCCACAUUGACAAGAACAUUGAAGUGAUGCCUGAGUGUUCAAUGCUGAGUGAACUGCUGUAUGAGUCGGACUAUGAGAGCCAGUUUUGGAUGAUAUUCGACGCCAAUAAACAGUGCAUGGGAUCUGGAGAUGCCUAUCCACAUCAGUAUAAUGUGAAGCUCGACAAGGGAGAUUAUACGUUGGUGAUGCUGAUCCGCCAGGAGAAACGAGACUUACUGGAGAAGAUGAAGGAUGCCGUCCUACUGCUGCAUCACAAACUUCCCAGCUCUGUAUCAUUGGAUAUCCAUGGAACAUGGCAAAAAGCCUUUACUGGCAAGAAGCUGAACUCAUUUACACUACAACAGAACCAGAUUUGUCCUCUAUUUGUCACCCCAACAGCAACAGACAAACUUCCAAAGGCAGCCAAAGCAGGUUGUUUCUUGACAGGAACCAUCACAUUGCUGAAAGAUGACCUACUUAGUAAAGCUAGUUCUCUGCCAUUCCGCUAUGCACUGACCGAAUCUCCAAGGAAAGUAAAGAAUGGCGGAAAAGAGAAGGGAGAUAAAGCUAAAGAGAAAACAAAAGAAGAGGAGUAUGCUGAGGCUAUUAGGGACAUGAAGAUUAACUGGAUACCAAAAAUGGAUUUGGAUCACAUCCUGUUUGAGGAGGUGAGACAUGAUAACCCUGACCACCUGCCCCUGUACAUGGCCAGACUUCAGGCCCUCGACAGCAGUAAGGAAAGGUCUAAGAAAUUGGGAGCCAUAAUUGACUUAUCCAAGUUUAUUAUCUCCAAAAUUGACCAAGUGGCCCUCUCCAGCUAUUAUGGUAUGAAGAGUGACACCCGGCCAGAUGCCAAUACCAUCAAAAUUGAGAUGGAUAAAGAGAAAGAGAUACUGAUAGAAGCAAUGGUGAAGAUGGGCUGUGCCCAGGCUGACAUCCUGCUGGAGCAGGGGCAGACAACUGUGGAGCACACUCAGUCAGAGGAGGAGGGUGAACAGUUUGUCGAGCUGCCUACUGUUACAGAGAAGGAUCUGGAGGAUACUCUAUCUGAGAUACAGAAGUGGGCAGAUCUCACAGAUGCAAAGGUCUCCACGUUCUCAGUUCGUCAUGCAAUUUAUCACAAGCAAUAUGGUCGUGCCUUGAAAAUGCUGCUCAAACAAACAGAGGAUAAAAAUAUGAAGGAAACUGAUAAAAAAUGUAUUGAGAUGUACACUUCCCUAGGCUGGGAUCACUGUGUCCGCCACUUCAGCAACUGGCUACUUGUCAAGUAUCCUGCCAACUAUCGUCUGUUUUGAUAAAAUUAUUCUUUAGACGUCAUCAAUUAAAACCUCAGCUUUGAGAGCAGUUUGAGGCUGGUAUUCACAACACCUGUGUUUAAGUGUGGUCUUACAAUUAGUUUCUAGGAAACUUCAUCGAUACCUUGAUGUUUCACAAUUUGAUAUUCGUGAGGAGGUUUUAGGGCAAGUCUUUUUGUAGAAUUUUAGAUAUCUAGUUAACAAAAUACUUAAAAUGUAUCAAAAGAAGACAAUUACUAUUUUCUACGCCCUAUCUAAUUGUAAUAUGGUUUGUGCUGCUAAUGAUUUAUCUCUUAUAUUUAAAUUUGUAUGUACAUUGUCAUAAUUGAAUUAUUUCAUAAUUAGUACAUCUGAAGGUUUUCAAUCUCCACAUCUUUAAUAUGGAUACUUUUUUUUAAUGAACAUGAUAUAUGUUGACACAAUGUAUUUUUAUCCUGGUAUUGGUAAACCAUUUUUAUAAUGUUCACAGGUGAGCGAUACAGGCCCCAUGGGCCUCUAGUUAUAAUGUUCACUAUAGACAACUUCUGUUAGGAGACUAUCACUUUUACAAGAUUUCUUGAAAUAUUGAAAAAAAUUACACAACUGUGUUCCCAAGGAGUCAUGUUUGAACAAGCAUUAUGAAAUUAUCAGACUUCUUAAUGGAUUCUACUGUAGUCGUAUUAAUGGGAAAUAAUAUCAAUUAACAAAGUUAAAUUAAAAAAAUUCACAAGAUGAAAACUGUAACAGUAGUGGGAGUAAUCAUGUAGACCAUAACUAUUCUGUGUGAUACUCUUGUUUUCAUAGUCAGGGAUUUUUUCCUGUCAAAUAAUGCGUUAAAUAUAUGUAAGGCCUGGAAAAAGGAAACAGAUGAUCAUCUAAUACUACUUUUUUUUUAAAAACCUGUCACCAAUCUCUUCGGUAAUGUGGGACCAAUUUUGUUAUUGAAUACUGUCACAUAUCUACUAGAGUGAAUGGAGAAAUGUAACACAUGAGUAUUAUAAGAGAACAUCCGGCUGUUACAAGGAAACAUCUUAGUGACAUAAUAGAACGAGCGACUGAGUUUUUCAUUACACUUUUUUUCUUGGUUGAUCUAAACAUUGUGUUUCCUCCUCAGGUAAGGAUAUGUUAGAUAUAGAAAAAAUAAAUGUGUUCAAGUGGUCAGACUAUCAUUGCAUUAUUUUGUGAUUUAAAAAAAAAAUGGUGAUAUUUUAAUACAUCAAUUAUUAUAAUUCUUUUUUUUUUAUGUAUUUCAUCGAAGUUGAAUAAUAUCAGUACAUUAGGUCAUGCAAUAGACUGCCAAACUGUCUAUAGACAUCAAGGGCUGUUCCAGUAAAACAUAUCCAAUGGAGGAAUCGAGAGACAGUAAAAUUCUAUAUACAUAUGUAUGGUGGAUGCUGGAGAAAAUCUAGCCUAUUAUAUAUUGCUGUUUGAAUUAAAUCACCUCUAUUUGUGGUCGCUGUUUCACAAACCUGGAGUCCUCCAGUUGGGGAAGAUAUUUUACUGAAAUGGCCCGUAAUUAAAAGGUUUACCCAGCUUCAGCAUCUAUAUGAUUCUAGAUCUGUCGUGUCCUAGUAAUAGACCUAGCUAGUAGUUUUGAUAAAUGGCUGUAUUGCUAUUGUUGUGAUAUUGAAAGAUUCUCGUACGAGAUUGAUUUUAAAUGUAGUAGCCAUAAUUGUUUGUGUUGAUCUGGAUUUUCAUUUUGACACAAUUAGUUUUUAUUAUUAAGGAUUUUAGAACGGUCUGGAUUACAGUGCGGAUAAACUAUGUAUAAUUUACAUUGAUCAAAGGGUAUGGAUUUGUGUUGCUGUAUAUGUUUUUGUUGUCAGAUUAAUGUAGUUUUGUAUUUGUCAAAGAAUUUCUCUUGUAAAUAAUUAAUAGUUGCCUUAUCUACCAUCAUCUGGUCUCUGUGUUGUAAAAAAAACCAGUUACUGUAUGUAACAUUUGUAAAUUAUACUUCAAUUAAAUCAAUUAAAGAUAUUAAGCCUCAAUUUAUUUAACUUUGAAAUAUCCUAGCACAAUUUUCAGUUAAUAGUUGCUUGGAAGAUUCUUGGUGUAUUUUCAAUAAUGAUUAUUAAAGUCUGCAGUUUAGCACUUUAAUACACAUACAAGGAGGUUUUCAGUAUUUCAAUUGUAGACUUAUACACACAUGUAUAUUGUUGAUUUGAAUUUGGUUAUGACUUCUCAAUAUCUAUAAUUAAUACCAAUAUCACUUCUUGUUUGAUAUCUUGUUGCAUGCUUUACUGAUGAUUGGUAAGGCAGGGAUUUCAUUUGUCUAGUCAAACAAAUGUUACAUUUUAUAUAUUUUAGUUAAGGAUCUUAGUUCGGAAUAUUAAUCAUUUCCGUUCAAUACAACUUUUUGUUUGUAUGAAAAUGAUAUUAAAUGUUAAUAUAAAGGACUAACAAGAAAGGGCAGAGAUAUUUCUGCAUUCAGUGAACACAUUUUUUCAUUAUUCUUUAAAAAGAAAAAAAAGAGAGAAUAAUACUUGCUACAAACUUUAACAUCAAAACUGAAAAAAAAGAUAUUUGAUAGCAAAAUGCAUCAGGUAAUAUUAAGGUAAAGUUAACACUGCACACAAUACACAAAGAAUAUUGAGGCAAAGUUAACACUGAGCUAAAUACAUUAGGUUUAUUGAGGUGAAGUUCGCUCUGAGUCAAAUACUACAGGUAUAUUGAGAUGAAGUUAACGCCGAGCUAAAUACAUCAGGUCUAUUGAGGCGAAGUUAAGGUUGAGCCAAAUAAGUCAGGUUUUUUGAAGCGAAGUUAACACCGAGUUAAAUAUAUCAUGUCUAUUGAGGCGAAGUUUGCUCUGAGCCAUAAUACAUAAGUUAAUUUAGGUGGAAUUAACACUGAGCCAUAAUACAUAAGUUAAUUUAGGUGGAGUUAACACUGAGCCAAAUACAUCAGGUCUAUUGAGGCGAAGUUAAUACUGAGCUAAAUACAUCAGGUCUAUUGAGGUAAAGUUCGCUCUGAGUCAAAAACACCAGGUAUAUUGAGGUGAAGUUAACACUGAGCCAAAUAUCACUAAGCCAAACAAGUCAGGUUUUUGGAGGCGAAGUUAUCACUGAGCAAUAUACAUCAGGUUAAAUGAGGCGAAGUUAACACUGCGUUAAAUACAUCAGGCUUAUUGAGGUGAAGUUAACACUGAGCCAAAUACAUCAGGCUUAUUGAGGUGAAGUUGACACUGAGCCAAAUACAUUAGGCUUAUUGAGGCGAAGUAAACACUGCGCCAAAUAUAUCAGGCUUAAUGAGACAAAGUAUAUUGAGGCGACGUUAACAUUAAACAAAACUGUUGCAAGGGCAGCAAUAAGGUAUGGGUGGAUGUUUCCCCAUACACAAUAACUGUAGAUAUAUUAUUAUUUUGAUGUGUUUAUCAUGCCCCCUCAAUAAUCUAGAUCUUACCUUAUGUAUAUCUAUAUGUGUUUGUAAUUCAUGUGUAUAAAUCAGUAAUGAAGGGAAAGUCAGAAUUUCAUUAUGUAGUCAAACAUAACGAAUUAUUCCAAUGAAUAUUUCUUUUAGUUAGUAAGAAACCCAUAUGUUUUAUCAAGACAAGACUUGUUCGGCAUGAUGAAGGUGUAUAAUGUACUUGUUAUUUUCUGUAUGAGGACUAACAACAAGCUAAAUGAAAUUUUAACCGAUGUCUUGAAUGUAGAUAUAACGUAUGCAUGCUUGUCAAGAACGACACUGGACAAUUCUUUAACCAUCGAGUUGUCUGUUUUAAAGAUAGAAGUGGAGUAUAGUUGUAUUUAUUUUUAAAAAAUGAAGAAAAUUACUCGGCACCAUACAAUUUACUAGUCAUGUCAAGCAUGUUAGGAAUCCCAUAUCAGAUUUUUAAAAACUAUUCAAACAUCAGAAACCUUCAUAUUAAAUCAUAAGCUGUUCAUAUUUAGAUGUUAGAAUGAUUUAACACCAAAGCUGGUCUCGAAACGUAUAACCGGCAAAUAGUAUUUUAAAAUCAGUAAAAUAGUAAUACAACACUGCCAGAAAAUACCACCAGAAAACCCACAAGAUACACUAAGUGAAUCUUUAGUGGAUGUAUAUAAUGCAUAAUUACACGACUUCAUGACAGAUGCAAUGAUUAUUAAUCUUAAAGGAUUAAUUCAUUACUGAUAUUUCAAUACACGAUUAUCCUCUUAAUGAGGUUUACAUUUAUAAACAUUCGUGUAAAAUUUGGCAUAUGGCAGCAUAUUUCCACUGCUUUAGGUGAUGAUGAUUAGUUUGUGUAAUGAAAAUUGACAGGCAUAAGUAUUUUUGUUUUUGUAUACUGAAAGCUGUUGAUCUUUCUGCAUUUUGAUAUGUAUAUUGACACGGAUUACACUUAUAAAAUGUAGACUUGCGCUGGUAUAGUAAGAAAUGCCCUAUCAACAUUAUUGGUUUACACGUGUCCGGGUUACAAAGAAAUGUAUGUGUAAUAUGUGUCACUGAUUAUUUACACAAGUUGUAUUCGAUAGUCACAGGCGUCUACUUCUGGUAUGUAUAAAAAAAAGAAAAAAAUAUUUCCCCUACUCCUAUUUCAUCAACCAGAGUAGGAGUAGGGGCUAAUAAGUUUUCUACUGAUACUAACCAGAAGCAGACGCCUGUGGUAUAAUUCACAGAAAGGUGGAGAAGUUACAGGAUCGUGUCGGGUAGUUACAGGAUCGUGUCGGGUAGUUACAGGAUCGUGUCGGGUAGCUACAGCUGUAGUGUAGUUACAGGAUCGUGUCGGGUAGCUACAGCUGUAGUAACAGGAUCUUGUCGGGUAGUUACAGGAUCGUGUCGGGUAGCUACAGCUGUAGUUACAGAAUCGUGUCGGGUAGCUACAGCUGUAGUGUAGUUACAGGAUUGUGUCGGGUAGCUACAGAUGUAGUUACAGGAUCGUGUCGGGUAGAUAUAGCUGUAGUUACAGGUCGUGUCGGGUAGAUAUAGCUGUAGUUACAGGAUCGUGUCGGGUAGCUACAACUGUAGAGUAGUUACAGGAUCGUGUCGGGUAGCUACAGCUGUAGUUACAGGAUCGUGUCGGGUAGCUACAGCUGUAGUUACAGGUCGUGUCGGGUAUCUACAGCUGUAGAGUAGUUACAGGAUUGUGUCGGGUAUCUACAGCUGUAGGGUAGUUACAGGAUCGUGUCGGGUAUAUACAGCUGUAGAGUAGUUACAGGUGUCGGGUAGAUACAGCUGUAGAUUAGUUACAGGAUCGUGUAGGGUAGCUACAACUAGAGUAAUUACAGGAUCGUGUCGGGUAGCUACAACUGUAGAUUAGUUACAUGAUCGUGUUGGGUAGCUGUAGUGUUGUUACAUGAUCGUGUCGGGUAGCUACAGCUGUAGAGUAGUUACAGGAUCGUGUCAGGUAGCUACAUCUGUAGUUACAGGAUCGUGUCGGGUAGCUACAGCUGUAGUGUAGUUACAGGAUCGUGUCGGGUAGCUACAGCUGUAGAGUAGUUACAGGAUCGUGGCGGGUAUCUACAGCUGUAGUGUAGUUACAGGAUCGUGUCGGGUAGCUACAGCUGAAGAUUAGUUACAGGAUCGUGUUGGGUAGCUACAGCUGUAGAGUAGUUACAGGAUCGUGGCGGGUAUCUACAGCUGUAGUUACAGGUCGUGUCGGUAAUCUACAGCUGUAGAGUAGUUACAGGAUCGUGGCGGGUAGCUACACCUGUAGUUACAGGAUCGUGGCGGGUAGCUACAGCUGUAGUUACAGGAUCGUGGCGGGUAGCUACAGCUGUAGUUACAGGUCGUGUCGGGUAUCUACAGCUGUAGUGUAGUUACAGGAUCGUGGGGGUAGUUACAGCUGUAACAUAUAUGUGUUGUUUAUGGUUGUAAAUUAUGCAUGUCAUGUAUGUGAUACACAUGGAUGUGUGAACACCGUGAAAAGUGAAAUGUAUGUGCAAUUUUCGAAGAAAAAUACCAAGUAUAUUACAACAUC
This is a messenger RNA of Pecten maximus, 9638 nucleotides long. Its product is annotated as tripeptidyl-peptidase 2-like. The transcript has 29 exons. Lineage: Eukaryota; Metazoa; Mollusca; Bivalvia; Pectinida; Pectinidae. The record is from RefSeq and is a predicted model, not a curated record. Bases 2 to 3766 code for a protein of 1254 amino acids. Gene Ontology annotation, biological process: proteolysis. Gene Ontology annotation, cellular component: cytosol. Gene Ontology annotation, molecular function: serine-type endopeptidase activity; tripeptidyl-peptidase activity.